CACAUAAAACUCAUGCUGCAGUGACUUAAGUUUGUUUUUAGUUUAAUAACCUCACAUUUGUUUUUGAAAUGCCUCCUAAAAAAGCUUCUGCAGAGCCAACUGCUGCAAUCCCAAAGGAUUCUGAGAAUGGAACCACUGAAACAAAAACAGAUGCUUCUGAAAGCUCAAGCAAUAAGACCGCUGGACGGAAAGUUUCUCCACAUCCAUCCACGAUGGAGAUGGUGAAAGAAGCUCUGAAAGCGCUGGAUUCCAGAAAGGGUGUUUCGGCUCAGGCCAUCCGGGGUUACAUAAAAGAGAAGUACACAACCGUGGAUGAGACAAGGCUGAAGUUUAUGGUGCGUCGAACCCUGAACAAAGGCAUCGAGACUGGUGUGUUUGUGAGACCUGCGAAUUCUGGGUCAACAACAACAGGUGCCCAAGGACGCUUCCGGAUUGCUGCCAAGACCAAAGCAAAGGAGGCUAAGGCGCAGUCAAAGGAAAAUGCUGAUCCCAAUGUACAGAAGUCACCUAAACCUAAGAAAGCUAAGGCAACUAAAGUCAAGAGUGAAGGUUUUCUCUUCCAUUUAUCUAUCCAAGGAAAAAGCAAGGAGAAGUCCACAAAGAAAAAGGAGGCCGCAGAUGAUGCUAAGCCUAAGACGCCUGAGAGAGAUGGCACUGCCUCAAAGGUGGCCCCUGCUAAGAAGCCAAAGGCGAAGAAUGCUGCAGGGGAGGGUGGAACUGAGCCCAAACCGAGCAAAGCUAAAAAAGCAUCUAAAGCAUCAAAAGGAGUUGAGGAACCAGUGGCUAAGAAAGCUGGAAAGAAAACUGCAAAGGCAGAGGAGGGUGAAUCGGGAGAGAAAGGUGCUGCAGCCGCUACGAAAGCCCCGGGGAGACGAGGAAAAAAGUGAUGCAGGGACUUGUACGGUUUUUAUUCCCUACAUAGUUUUAUCUGUGCACUUGUUUACCAAAUAAAGAUUUUUACAAGAAAAA
Sinocyclocheilus rhinocerous is the source of this 969-nucleotide messenger RNA. It is a transcript of the gene h1m, whose product is annotated as linker histone H1M. The transcript has 5 exons. Gene Ontology annotation, cellular component: nucleosome. The record is from RefSeq and is a predicted model, not a curated record. Bases 69 to 887 code for a protein of 272 amino acids. Lineage: Eukaryota; Metazoa; Chordata; Actinopteri; Cypriniformes; Cyprinidae. Gene Ontology annotation, biological process: nucleosome assembly. Gene Ontology annotation, molecular function: DNA binding; structural constituent of chromatin.